Effrenium voratum is the source of this 1038-nucleotide messenger RNA. NCBI's taxonomy places the organism in Eukaryota, Dinophyceae, Suessiales, Symbiodiniaceae. The record is from the annotation of a GenBank genome assembly.
AUGACGUGCAUUUGGAGCUGCGCCGGCUGGUGUGCUCCUGGAGGGGACCCAUCGGUGUGCCGACCCUACACCUGUGUGCCCGGUGCCACGUCCUGUCCCGGCAGCGUGUGCCUCGAGGAGUGCAGUGGCAACGCCACGAGUGGGGGGGAGACCGCCGCAGAGCCGUUUCCCUUGUUGCUGGUGUAUAUCCCUGCCUCGGUGGUGGCGGUGCUGCUGCUGUGCUGCGGCAUCCUCUGCUGGCGCCUGGUGCGGAGGAGCUGCCGCGUGCCAGAGCUGUCGCUGCCCACGGUGCAGCUCCGGAGGCAGGUGCCGCCACCCGCGGAUCCGUUGGCCAGGCAGCUGCAGGAAGCCACGGAGCGGGCGUUGCAGGCGCCCAUCGAGGACAAAGACGUCGUGCCGAAGAGUUUCUCCGUGCUCGACCCCACGCGCAAGGAAUUCACACGCGUCGGAAAGCUCUUGGAAGAGUGGGAAGAAGAGGAGCACCGCUUUCUUCACAUCAACAACGAGGAGCAGGCACAGCUCGUGGGCAGAUCCGGCUUUGCAGACGGGAGGUCCUCCUGGUCCCGGCGCAUGCCAUACCCCAAGGAGCCCAAGCAAAAGGCAGUGAGCGAGCACGAGCGCGCUGACGUGCCCCUGGACCAGAGGUUCAUUCCACCUUUGCAGCGGAAGGGCGGCGCUGGAGGUGAGUCCAAGCCCAAAGAGGACCCGUUGGACUUUGACGACCCGUUGGAGGAGGAGAGCGAGGCGUCAAAGCGGCUGCCUCCCCUGGCAGAGAAGGAGUCGAGUGGGCCCACUGAACCGAUGCCUUCACCUUCGAUCGAGAAGCCGCUGCCGACGCUGGAGGCGCAGUCCAGGACGGAGGUGCAGGAGCUGCUGCAGCGCGUCGAGCAGCUGGAGGCGGAGCUGAAAGCCAGGCGCGAGCUCGAGCCGGCCCAGGGCGCCCCAACAAUUGCCGCUGCUGAAGAGGAGCUGCCCGAGAAACCGGAGCAGUCGGAGUCGAGCUUCGUUGAGGCGGUCGAGCUGAAAGAAAAUCGGUGA